UGUCGGGGGUGGGAGCGCCGACUCCUGGGUUCUUUUACCCGCUGUCUCUGCUCGCCCUUGUGCCCGUUGCAUCCCCUCUGCCAGGGGCCGACCCCGAGGGGAUCUGGUCUCCUUGCAGAGGUGUCACCUCCUGUCCCUCCCCCAGCUUUCCUUCCUGCUGAGGACAGCUACACCGAGGCCCUGUCAGUGAUCCAGGAUCCUGCCCAGAGCCAGACCCCGCCAGGGGACUCUGUCAGCAUGAGAUGCCACGUAGCCGUCGGGGCCCAGGAAUGGAGCCGGCUCCGCCUGGAGUGGAAGAGGCGCGACCUCCCCGUGGCUCUCUGCACGGCUCUGAUCCUUCUGCCCAGCAACCCCAACCACAGCUGCAUCCCUCGCUUCAACCUGACCUGGCAAUGGCCCCAGGUGACGAUGCACCUGGACAAUGCCACCGAGCAGGACACGGGGGUCUACGAGUGCUCGGUGAACGUGGAGAUCCCGAACCUGCUAUCGGCCGUGGGGAAUGGCACUGCGCUGAAUGUCUCCGCAUCAGCAGGAGGGGCUGUGAGCUACACAGGCCUGUGGUGGUGGCUGGCCAUCGGGGGAGCGGCCGUGGGCAUCAUACUGCUGCUCGCUGGGGGUCUCUGCUGCUACAGGCACUGGCACUUGUGCAGGAAGACAUGCAGGAAGACAGAUGAGGAGAUCUAUGAGAACGUGCAGCUGGAAGCCAACAAGUCCACGUGCUGCAAGGGCAACCAGAGCAAGAGAGCCGAUGUCUACAUUGUGAAUCUCCAAUCCAGAGGGCACCUGCCGGUACCUCCGCAGCACGUGCACCACGGCAGGGCCCCGAGGGCCCAACGCAUCCACUGA
Molecule: messenger RNA, 846 nt
Organism: Gavialis gangeticus (Gharial)
Lineage: Eukaryota; Metazoa; Chordata; Crocodylia; Gavialidae
Gene: TMIGD2
Product: transmembrane and immunoglobulin domain containing 2
Exons: 4
Coding region: 238-846 (202 amino acids)
Source: RefSeq, a predicted model, not a curated record